AAAAUUGGCAAUUUGCAAGCUCUAAAUUAUCACAUACACUGUGCACUAAAGUGUAAGAGUUCACAUUCUCCAGGUUGUUAUUGACAACAGCAUUCCAUUCAAAACAGCCUCAGUGUAUAUUUUACAACUUUUUCCGCCCUCAAAAUUCAAAUUUCUUACUAUAUCGUGAAAUAUUAGUGCGCGGUUAUUACCAAGUGCAUCCCAACGGUUCGUUCUAUGAUUAAAAAUCCAUUUUCUGAAACUUAAUUAUACAUAUCAAAACCUCAAACUUUACCUUCAAAAUUCUUAUUUUUCCGUUAAAUAACAGUGCGCGAUUAUUGUUAAGUGCACCGACAGAGGCUACACUUUUACGGAUAAAAUUACUCCUUUGGAUCUAAACAUAGAUUUUAAAUCUAGGAAAGAUAAGUGCAAUUUUAAUCUGCAUUGAGUGUCACCUGAUUUUUGUCCGAAAACUAAAAAAAAUCGGCCCACUGUUCGUCGUUCCUCGCGACAGAAGUCCUGUUUGAUCAGUAAUUAGUUCGCGUUCCUCGGUUCGUUUUUUCUGUCCGGUGCGAUUUCAACUGCAAAUAUUUGCCUGCUUUUUCCGUUCGGUCUUCGACUGUGAGUGCGAUGAGUGUUUUUUCCUCGCGGUGAUCGGCAGUUCGCGGUGUUGAACUAGCCCAGUUUUCCCGUUUUUGUGUUGUGUGUUCUGAGCAAGUGGGUCAGCUGCAUGGAACAUAAAGCCCGGGCACAUGACGAUGGAUCAACGCGCCAAUCGCAAGGCAUCAUGGGACUCGAAGAUAUCAGGCAAAUCAAUGAAUGGAUGCAAGGCGUAUGGUGUUGGCGGACGUUCGGAAACUCCAAGCUCAGUUCUCUCCUCUGACAGUGACAUCCGCUUCACACGAAAAAUGAGCAAACAUUACCGCUGCUACUGCUGCUCAGUAGCUACUCUCCUAAUAUCAAUCCUAGUCGCCUCUCUUGUGUUCUACUUUGCCUAUACGUAUACAAGGCUCCAUCCCGGAAGCGAGCAAGAAUUCAGGGCAUCUUUCAGAGUCCUAGAAGGGGAUAAAUACUCAGAGGACCUGAAUAACCCUUCUUCACCAGAAUUCAAAACUAGGGCCAGGUAUUAUAAGGAAGGCGUCAACCUAAUAUUCCGGCGAAGUAUACUCAAGGCAGCUUACCUAGGGACAGAAAUUUUGGCGCUUGAUGGUGACCAAGAUCGCAACCUGAUCGUGCACCUGACCCUGCGUUUUGACCCUCGUCGCCGGCUGGUUCAGUCUGAGGAGGUGUCACGUCUUCUGGCCGUCCGUGACACACCGUACCUGCCGAAUAAGACCCUGGACCCGGGCAGCGUCUCCGUUCGAGAAAGCUCCGGACUCCCGAAUCUCUCCUCCCUCUCCUCGGCGACCUCCACCGAGUUCUCACCCGCCUCCACGGCGCCUCCGCCGCGAACGUGCGUCCCCGUCCAGCUCCCUUACUGCGCCGGAAAAACCGACUACAACUUCACAUCCUACCCCAAUAUCUUCGGGCACAAGUCGCUCAGGGAUGUUGAGAAUGACGUCAUUGCGUUCCGGGAACUAGUUGAUGGCGAGUGUUUUCAGAGGGCGUUCGAGUUUAUCUGUCAGAUUUUACAGCCCGCGUGCAAGAAAGGUCACGAUGACGACGAGAUGGUUCUUCCGUGUCAGCAGUUCUGUAGAGAUUUUUUGGCUGGCUGUGGAGGACGUUUGAUGCCGAAAUUCCAACAGUCUCUUAACUGUUCUCGGUUUCCUGAGUUCAGUCCAAUCGGAGCUAGUUGCACCUCAAAACCAGGCUGUAACGUCGAGCUGGAAUCGAAAGGGAUGAGAUCUCGGUUAUGCGACGGGGUAUUGGACUGCGGAGACAUGACCGAUGAGACGAACUGUCAUUACUGUCCUCCUGGCUACAUUCACUGUGGACACGGAAAGCAUUGCAUCCCACCAACCAACAGGUGUAACGCUAUUCUAGACUGCCCCAAUGGAAGCGACGAAAAAGCCUGCCUGACGCUUGCUCCAGACGUCGCGGCUUUAGGAAACUUGCGAUCUGCCCAACCUGCUUUGUACCAUUCGGAAGGCUACGUGAUAUUUAAUGAGCGGGGAUUAAUGGGAAAAAUUUGCACGGCCAACCUCAAUGCUACGAUCCCACCGCAAGACGUUGAUAGCACCCUACAUACUAUUGCAGCCUCCCUUUGCCAUACUCUCUCUUACAAAAAAGUAGCAGAUGUGCAGAUUAAAGAAGACACAAGCAAGAAUGGAAAUUUGGGAGGACGCUACGUGCAUAUGGAAAAUCCUCUGGCUCCAGAGAUCACCUUCAUUCCGGCUCCUUGUCCUUCAAAACAAGUGCUUUAUGUCUCAUGCGAUGAAAUGGAAUGCGGAACCCAAACUGCGAGAGAGCUGAACGGUGUGGACGGGCUCGGUAAGAUGGCUGCUCCGGGUGACUGGCCUUGGCAUGCAGCCCUGUUUCGCGAGAACGUUCAUAUCUGCGACGGCACCCUCGUUUCGCCUCAGUGGGUUCUCACGACGGUUUCUUGCUUCCAAGGGCAAAGCAAAGCUGAGUGGAUAGCCCGACUGGGGAGUGUUCGUUUGCAGUCCACGUCACCAUGGCAACAGGAGCGUCACGUAAUUGGAAUGGUCAAAUCUCCGGUAGAAGGCAGCACUGUCGUCAUGAUCAAACUCAACAAACCAGUCAUUUUCUCGGACUUCAUCCGGCCCAUUUGCCUACCACCCCGAAGUCUUGCUCCGCAAGAGCUCAUCCACUGCCAUACUCUUGGAUGGGCCAAAAAUCGCGAGUUUCUUGAGCGGAUUGAAGUAUCUGUUAUCCAAAUGGACUUGUGUGCAAACAUAAGCAUUACUUCGGUGAAUGGUGUGUGCACAGAGUCAGUCUACCAGCAGAAUGACUGUAAUGAGGAGGAGCUGGCCGGCAGUCCGAUGAUAUGCAUGCGACCAGAGGGUAAAAGCUGGGUUUUGGCCGGGAUCAGCAAUUGGCGAAUAGCGUGCUCCCAGCCGGGAAUGCAAAGACCACGGCUCUACGACAAGAUCUCUUCGAAUAUCGACUGGAUCGACAACACCAUCAAACAAAUCUGAUCCGACGCUCAGAGGCCACUGAUAAACUAUAAGACUGAAUAGCUGUGAAACUAUUUUUGUACUCUGUUGUUCUGUCGACAAGGGUGACUAAGAACUAGAACUUUUACUUACCUUGAGAAGAAAAAAAUCACAAAUGUUUGAUGACCCUCAUUUCCGAAGAAGCAGAGAUUGCGAUGAGUUGCGAUUUGAUCGGAAAAUUUAUCCCGAUUUAAUCCACGUAGAUUUAUUGCAAAUAGUAUCGGAUAAAAAAUUGUGAUUAUAUUGCAAUUUCGUCACAUAAAUUUGCAAUAAAAUCGCGAUUUUAGUGACGGCGAUUCAUCGCAAUGUUAUCCGACAAAAAAUGGUGAUAAAUGGACAAAAAAAUUAAUUUUAUCGAACGCCAUUUUGUAGAGAAAAAAUUGCGACAAGAUUAAGAAUUAUCGCUUAAGUGUUGAUCGUAGCGAUUUUAUCGCCAAAAAUCAUAAAAUAAUCGCAAUUUAAGUGAUAAACAUCGCGAUUUUUCCGUUGAAAAAUGCUACUUGGAUUAGAUGUAUAUUUUUGUGUGUGUAAAUAUUCAAAGCAAGCACGAGCUAUCAAGGAGAUCUAGAAUCGAUCGCAUGAUGGGAAGCAAUGCAUCGUUACUCUUGGUCGCUCCUAGAUUUGACUUCAUCGUAAAGCCCUUUGAUCGGAAAAUAUUCCUAAAAUUCAAUGGUGGAAUGAACUGUCAUGUUAAACGAAAUUGAAUAUUCCUGUUUCAUAUUUUUAUCGAUCUAUUAUUUUGAUCGCAUUAAUGCAAACUUUCGCGGGAUCAAUGAAUGAAUAAAAGGGACAUGAGUUUAGUUUCUCUGAUUCUCGUCCGCGAAAGUUAAGACCUCACUUUUCUAAGUGAACACCUACUCUGAAACAUCUAUUCCUCGUUUUAAAUUUAGAUCUUAAAGUCUGUGUUUUUUUUUCAGUACAAUAAUUGAAAUCUGAAUCUCUGAACACUAUUAAAAUCUCACAUCCUCACAGACAUUCGACUUUUACAAAAUAAAUUAUGUUUCUGCAAAGCCCCUAGAUUAUUCACACGACAUUGGGUGUGAAAAGUUUGUUUUAGAUUUUGUGCAUAGUUGUGAUAAAUUUUGAGCUAACUGUAACAAUAAUAUCGAACGACUACAAACAAAGGACACAAUCUUAGUUGACAUCUUGAACUGAUAGUGUAUAAAUUGAACUAAGAUUAGUGGGUCCGUCGAUUAUAAAUUCUAUAUAUUUGUUUCGAUGUCAAGCUCAAAAUGUUGUGUUAUUUAAGAUUUGUGUAAAUUUGUAAAUACUUUCCAAACAAAUCAUCGUUUACCUCAUUAUGAACUUUAAAGAGCAAUUGAAACAUUCCUCCAUUUCCAGUGCGGUUAAGUCAUUAGAAGUGUCGAUAACUUAUAUUUUUCAACGCGAUUAUUGAAAAGUGGAAUGGAACCAUAAACUUAAAUAAAAAGUAAAAUCAUCGUACAUUAAGACUCCCUGCCGCAGCCACCCCCCCUCCCAGUCCAUCUUGCAUGGAUGUACAACGAUUAAUGUCGCAUACCUGAAACGAAUUAUUUCAUUAGGUUGUUUACAAUUUUGUACAAAUGUCAUGGAAUCGAAGAUUUUAUUUAUAAUUUAUUUGACUUAAAGUGUAAAUAAACCAACGUUUUAUUUUUA
Messenger RNA from Bemisia tabaci, 4730 nucleotides. The record is from RefSeq and is a predicted model, not a curated record. NCBI's taxonomy places the organism in Eukaryota, Metazoa, Arthropoda, Insecta, Hemiptera, Aleyrodidae.